AUGUUCCGCGAUGAAAGCACCAAGGUGAUCAAGAAAGCACAUGCUCAAUGGGGAGUCACCGAUGGUGCUGAGAAUGGUGCUGAGCGCGCCUCGGCCUCGACGGCCCCGUCACCGCCUGCUUCUUCGCCCGCUUACAGCCGGAAGGGCUCGCCGAACAGUACGAGGGUUGCAUCACGAUCAGGAGCCGCGAACGUACCUUCACCAGCUUCAAGCUCGGCAUCCUUUUCCGCCUCGCCUUCGUCAACGUACCGCUCUGCAGGCUCUUCAUCUCCGCCAGCGCUCCCAGCUGUUAAGGAAGAACACAACCGCGAGUCCAGCCCUCCGACACUCCAGAUUGGUCCCACUCUCGAGGAACAGGGCGUGCAGUUCUACGUCAAUAGGUACUUGAUAGGGCAUCCGGAUGAACCCAAAAACGGCCAAGACUUGAACACUGAGGGUUGGAUAUGGCACCCAGCAGUACAGGACGUCAUGUGCGCUGUUGGCCUUGCUGGCCUGCACAACCUGACUGGCAACCCCAAGAUGAUGUCUACUGCGCGAGAGAAGUAUGGUUCAGCACUACGACACACGGGAAAGCUGAUCCGGCCUCCGCAUACACCGAGCAUAGAUGUGACGAUGAGGGCCGUGGUGGCCCUCGCCAUGUUUGAGGUU
Colletotrichum godetiae is the source of this 648-nucleotide messenger RNA. RefSeq lists its product as uncharacterized. The transcript has a single exon. The record is from RefSeq and is a predicted model, not a curated record. The annotation marks the transcript as partial. NCBI's taxonomy places the organism in Eukaryota, Fungi, Ascomycota, Sordariomycetes, Glomerellales, Glomerellaceae.